CGAGGAGCCAGCUUUGAGCAGUGCUUUUGGAAUGCAGUGUGAUAAUACAAGAAGUCAGAAAGGGCACUCCGAGUGAUUUCUGUGGCCGCUGAUCCCAAGAUGGAGGACGACGCUGGUGCUGCUGAGUCCCAGCGGGACAAACUGUCUCUGGCCUACUCCCUGGAGAGACUGCUUCGGUUACCGCUUCCGCCGCCGCAGAUUCGCAUCCGGCCCUGGUGGCUUCCGGUGCAGGAACUGAGGAACCCUUUGGUGUUCUACCUGGAGGCAUGGCUGACGGAUGUGAUUUUUGGCCCAGACCGAGCCGUAAUUCCAAAAAUGGAGUGGAUGAGCCAGGCCCUCCUGACAGUGAACAUGGUGGACUCUGGGAACUUAGUUGAAAUCACUGUCUUCGGACGGCCCAGUGUCCAGAGCCAGGUGAUGAGCAUGCUCCUAGGCCUGGCGUGUUUUCAUCGAGAACAUCGUGCCCAAGCUGAGAAGAUGAAGCACCUUGAGGAGAACUUGAGAGCCCGUGCAUCAGGUUCCCACACUCCCCAGCAUCCUAUUGCUUAA
Propithecus coquereli (Coquerel's sifaka) is the source of this 549-nucleotide messenger RNA. Its product is annotated as E2F-associated phosphoprotein. Gene Ontology annotation, molecular function: RNA binding. Lineage: Eukaryota; Metazoa; Chordata; Mammalia; Primates; Indriidae. Gene Ontology annotation, cellular component: protein-containing complex; apical cortex. Gene Ontology annotation, biological process: embryonic pattern specification; establishment or maintenance of apical/basal cell polarity. The transcript is spliced from 2 exons. Bases 100 to 549 code for a protein of 149 amino acids. The record is from RefSeq and is a predicted model, not a curated record.